Agelaius phoeniceus (red-winged blackbird) is the source of this 501-nucleotide messenger RNA. RefSeq names its product NADH:ubiquinone oxidoreductase subunit B11 (gene NDUFB11). Gene Ontology annotation, cellular component: respiratory chain complex I. The record is from RefSeq and is a predicted model, not a curated record. NCBI's taxonomy places the organism in Eukaryota, Metazoa, Chordata, Aves, Passeriformes, Icteridae.
GGCGGGGCAAGAUGGCGGCGCUGUGGCGGGCGCUGCGGGCGCUGCGGGCGCUGCCCGCCGGGGCUCGGGGCCGCUCGGCGGGGUCGCCCGGGGCCGUGGCGCUGCCGCGGCCGCUCGGGGCCGAUGCGCACGAGGAGGAGCCGAUGUUGGUGGCGCAGAGGAAGAACCCCGACUAUCACGGCUUCUCGGCCGACCCCGAGGCCGACGUGCUGAACAUGCGCGCCGCCUUCCUGGCCGGCAUCUCCAUCGCCAUCGUCCUGGGCUCUGUCUUCGUCCAUUACCUGCCCGACUACGGGCUGCAGCAGUGGGCGCGGCGCGAGGCCGAGAUCCUGGUGCGGGAGCGGGAGCGCUGUGGGGAGCCCCUGCUCACCUCCAACUACUACGACCCCAAGCGCCUCCCACUGCCCCCCCCGGAGUGACCCUCAGACCCUCAGCCGCUCCCCCGGAGUGACCCCGGACCCCGGUGUUGGUUUGUGAAUAAAGUUCUGGGUCCCCCCCCGA